AUGACUUCCUCGGAGGUUGACAGCAACCUGGACGAGGUGGUGCCUCCGGGCGUCCACGGCCGUGCCGUGCCCAGCGACGGAGACGAUGGAGAGAGGCCACUGUGCUCCGAGAAGCCCUCGCCAAAGAAAGCCGAAAAAGUGCCCGACGGCGAAGAACUUCCGGGGGGCUGCUGCCCAUCAUGGUUGAGUGCCAGAUGGUCCAGAGCGGUCUUCUGGCUCUUGCUUGCAGGAUAUCUCACGGCAGCUUUGGUCCACAAUGCCUCCAAGGCGGUGCCUCUGUGCCUGGUUGCUCUGGCGAUCUUCCUCAUACAGACUUGGGAUGCGAUGUCCGCUUCGACCGGCGUGGACAUGGAGCGGCUGCUGGCUCCUCUGCAACGAUGCUGUGCUCGCUGCCCAGGAGGCGUUGGCCUUGGCGCCAUCGUGGCGGCCAUGGUUCUGACCCUGCUCUUCAUUUGCUGGGACAAGAACGAGUGGCACCGGCUAAUUCCCGCCUCUGGCCUUGGGCUGCUGGUGUUAUUGGGUUGGCUCACUUCGGCCCACCGGAGCCAAGUCCGCUGGAGGCCGGUGAUUACCGGCAUCGCGCUCCAGUUCCUCUUAGGCCUUCUGAUCAUGAAGACGGAUUUCGGCUAUCAGGCUUUCCAGGCGCUCGCCGAUGUCGUGGUGACCUUCCUGGGCUUCACGGACCAGGGGAGUGAGUUCGUGUUUGGCCCAUCUUACAAGGACUUCUUCUUCGUCUUCAAAGUCCUUCCCGUAAUCGUUUUCUUCAGCUCGAUCGUUUCAGCAUGCUACUAUCUCGGGAUCAUCCAGGCGGUCUUCAUUCGACUAGGCUGGGUGAUGCAGAAGAUCAUGGGUACGGGCUACUGUGAGUCUCUGAUCGCAUCUGCCAACAUCUUCCUGAGCCAGAAUGAGGCGCCGCUCAUUGUAAAGCCCUUUCUGGUCAACAUGACGCGGUCCGAGAUUCAUUCGGCAAUGACAAGCGGCUUCGCUUCCAUCGCUGGGUCCGUCAUGGCUGCCUACAUCCUCUUCGGCGUGCCGGCGGACCACCUCCUGGCAGCUUCCGUAAUGUCGGCCCCUGCCGCACUGGCCAUGUCGAAGCUGGCGUACCCGGAGACCGAGCUUCCGAGGACCAACACUCUGAAAGUGCUCGCGCCCGACACCGCUUCGAACCUACUGGAAGCCAUGACCACCGGGGUCAUGACUGGCAUGGCCAUGGCCGCCUGCGUCGCCGCAAUGUUGGUUGCUGCCAUGUCGGUCAUGGCCUUUCUGAACAGCUCGCUCGAGUUUGCCGGCGAGCUCGUGGGCAUCAGUGGGCUCACCAUCGACGCGGUGCUCUCCUACCUUCUCUGGCCACUGGCCUUGCUAAUGGGAGUGCCACCAGCCGACUGCCAAAGUGUUGGCUUGCUGAUAGGUCAGAAGACCAUCCUCAACGAGUUCGUGGCGUAUAAAAACCUCGCGGACCUGAAGGCCAAAGGUGGCAUCAGCACCCAAGCGGAGAUCAUUGCAACCUACGCCCUCUGCGGCUUUUCCAACUUUGGCUCCAUUGGCGUGCAGGUGGGCGGCUUCACCACGUUGGAGCCGCGGCGCAAGGCGGACUUCGCGGCCUUGGGCCUUAGAGCCAUGGCACCUUGGCCGUUUGCCAUCUGGGACACCGGCGUCUUUUUACAGAUCGCCCGUCUACAGCUGAGGGCUAGGAUCUGGAUCUUCCUACGGCCUGCUGACACGGUGGUGCCGGAAGCUGUCAAGGUGCCACCGCCUCGAAAUGCUCCGCCGCGGAAGGUGCAGUUGGAGGCACCGCAAAAGGACGAGCGACCCCCGAACCAGCGGGUGGAGCUGCGAAAUUGUUCCGUGGGGAAGCCAAUGCUGCCUCGGCAGGGAGGACGCUGCUUGUCCUCGCUGCAGUGCUCCGAUGCCGAGUUCUGCCACCCCGAGAGGAGGACCUGCGCCAUGUUCUGUGUCGGCUCGAACAGCAGUGACGCGGCGAUGAGCAGGUGUAGCUCCUGCAUGACGAGCUGUCCACACAGGAGCAUGUGCAUGGGCUUCAUCGAGGAUCGGCCGGUAAGGCUCCGUGGCUCUCAAGGAGGCUCUUGCAACGUUAAGCAGAUGCUCUCGCGCUGCUCCUCUUGCAAGGAUGCUUGCUCAGAGCUCCACGCUGGACCUGUGCGAUUCCCGCAGGAUGAUCCCUCGGACAAGGACGUCUGGAUCACCAGCUACCCAAAGACAGGCUCGACCUGGGUUCGGCAUCUGGUGACCAAUCUGUACUUCGCGGUGAAGAGCCCGGGGCUCCCUGAGGUGGCGUCCUUCAAAGCCGUGGAUGACUUUAUCCCCUUCAUCGAAGAUGGCAAGGGCUGGACCUCGCCCGACAUGUUCCGCUCUCGCACUGGCUUCCGGAUUUGGAAGACGCACGAGCCCUUCAACUGCGACACCCACCCCUGCAAGGGCGGCACCGUGGACCACCAGGCUCCCUCCCAGUGCAUGUGCCCCAACUGCGCCAAGAAGUUCCGGCGAGUGAUCUAUGUCUAUCGAAACGGUUAUGACACCCUGGCUUCCUACUUUCGAUUCCGACUGGGCCUGGGCCAAGUGAAGGAUCGCAGCUCCUUCAAGACCUUCAUCAACAACCGCAGGAUGUAUCCGGGCGUCUCCUGGUCGGAUCACAUCCGGUCUUGGCACCAUGCUGCCCAAGACAACCAGGAGCUGAAGAUCCUGUGGCUUCGGUAUGAAUCCUUGCGGGAGACGCCGGAAGUGGAGAUGAGAAGAAUCGCGGAGUUCCUGAGCCUCGAUGCGGGGAUGGAGCACAUUCGGUUCGCCAUCAACGCCUCUUCGGCAGAGACCUUGCAAAGCAUGGAGCAGAGGGAGGGCGGCGUGAACUUCUUCAAGAUCCGUUACAACAAGAGCUCCCUGAAGUUUGUGGGCUCAGGACAGGGCAACAUGGCGACGACUGCGCUGUGGGGGCAAGUAGAAGAGGCAGACCUUGCCACGUGGCAGCUGCACAACGGCCACAUCCAGCGCUGCCUGGGAUACGCUGACAUGCCACCGACCUGA
This is a messenger RNA of Symbiodinium natans, 3039 nucleotides long. NCBI's taxonomy places the organism in Eukaryota, Dinophyceae, Suessiales, Symbiodiniaceae. The record is from the annotation of a GenBank genome assembly.